AUGGCCGCCUCCAAAAUGGCACACUCGUCGACCUUGCGGCCUGUAGCAGGAAUGCAGAGGUGUCCCCAACGGGCCUGUGCGGCGCUUCCGCGACUGCCGGGUCUCAGCGGCAUGGGCUCCGCCAAGCCAGGCUCGCGGUCCCUGCCAAGAAGCAGCGGAAACCAUAGGCAAAAGGUGCAGGUGGAAAUUCAUGCGCUCAAGCGGACAAGUGCCGAAACCAAGGAGAGCACUGUGGUUCCUGAGCCAUCAUACAAUGUCCCGAUUGGACUGCUUGUACUUUCUGUUCUUGGUGUUGAAAAUGGGCAGCCCAUCUUUGCUGCGGUGACAGGGGCACUUGGCCUUCUCCUGGCCUAUCAAGCAGCGAACUUGAAGUUCAUGUUCACAACAAAGGAAUUGGUGAGUAGAUGCUGCCACCCCAGCCUGCCUUAUUUCCGCAGCCUACAUGCUCAUCAGCAUCCAUGCACCAGGCACCUGGCUCAGUUCUUCACUGCCUGCUGUCAAUAA
Molecule: messenger RNA, 504 nt
Organism: Ostreobium quekettii
Lineage: Eukaryota; Viridiplantae; Chlorophyta; Ulvophyceae; Bryopsidales; Ostreobiaceae
Source: the annotation of a GenBank genome assembly